Molecule: messenger RNA, 684 nt
Organism: Racocetra fulgida
Lineage: Eukaryota; Fungi; Glomeromycota; Glomeromycetes; Diversisporales; Gigasporaceae
Source: the annotation of a GenBank genome assembly
AUGCUAUUAUCGAUUUGAUAAACAACCAUCCUUCAUUGAAAUCACUUAAAUUUAUAAGGUAUCAAAUUGAUUAUAACAAAUAUAGUUUACUUCAAAAAUCUAUUGUCGACAAAAAAAAGAUUACAAAUAUUGAAUUUAAAUGUGUUAGAGUUGAGAAAAUAAAUGAGAGAGAUUUAUAUGACUAUUUUCUGUCCAAAGAAUCUGCAAUUAACAGAUUUUCUAUCUCACAUCCUAAUUUUAUAUUUGAUCAUCUUAAGAUUGAUCAUUUUCCAAGUAACAUCAAAGAAAUCAAAUUGGACCUUAGUAUAAUUGACGAAGAUAACAUGAAGGUUCUUGUUUCAAUAAUCAAAAAAAGUCCAAAUUUAACACAUAUUGAUUUAACCCGAAAUACCAUCAGUAAUAAGGCAGUUGAGUUAAUCGUUAAUAAUUUAAACGAAUAUCCGAAUCUGAAAGUUUUAAAAAUUUCUGGUGUUAGUGAUAAUAUGCUUUUCGAGCAUCAUGAUAAGAUGCUCAUUAAUGAGACAUUGAUUGAUCCGGAUCUAGAUACCAACAUAACGAUCGAUCUUAAUUUCAUGAAUAUGAGACGUAGUGCUGAAAGAAUGGAAAAAUUGCAAAAAGAAAUAGCUGAAGAGUAUUCGAAGCAGAAGUCUAAAAGAAAAGCAGAUUGGGAAGAUUUGGAUGACC